AACUUAGUUUGGCCGUUAAGAAAUAAACAUUGAAAAAAUCUAUUGUUUGUAGGUACAAAAUUAAUUAUUAUUAAAUCAAGAUAAGGUGGGAAAUAUGAAUAAGCCAUUGAAGUGGCAUUUGAUACCAAACAAUAAUGGACAUCCGCCAGUUCCCACACAGGGACACCGAGCAAUAUGUAAUAAGGAUUUAAUGAUAGUUUUUGGUGGUGAGAGUGGUGAUAUCAGGAGUUCAAAGAUGCAUAUCUAUAGUGCAGGAAAAGAUAUGUGGGGAUUUGUAAAUAUUAAAGGGUAUCUUCCAGCAUGUGCCUAUUUUGAAUGUGUGGAUCUUAACGAAAAGAUAUUAUUCUUUGGAGGAAGGAACAAUAGUGGAAUAUAUACUGAUGUACUUUAUGAGUUACAGGCACAAAUAUGGGAAUGUAAAUUAUUAGCACCAACAAAACCAAUAAAUGGAGAUUCUCCUUGUCCGAGAUCAGGGCAUAGUUUUACUUUAAUAAAUUCAAAAGUUUACCUAUUUGGUGGUGUUACCAAUGCUAGUGGAGACCCCAAGAACACUACGCCAAAGUAUUUAAAUGACCUCUAUACCUUAGAUAUUACCACUGAUCCUUAUCGAUGGGAGAUUCCGAAAACACAUGGCCCAACUCCUUGUCCAAGAAAAUCACAUACCGGUGCAGCAUAUACUGAUAAACAGAAUCGUUCAUUUUUAAUAAUAUAUGGAGGUGUAAACGGAUCAAUCUUAGGUGAUUUAUGGUUUCUGGAUACAACUACAAUGACUUGGUCACAACCAAAAAUAGCAGGUAUUCAACCUCUGCCUAGAUUUCUACACACAUCCACAGUGAUUGGCCACAGAAUGUUUAUUUUUGGGGGAUUUGUUCAAACAAUUGCCCAACUGUUGUUCUCAGGAGAUAUCAACCCCGAAGUUGAAACAUCUCAAGAGUGUACAAAUAUCUUGAAAUGUCUGAAUUUAGGGACAAUGAGCUGGGAUGAAUUAAAUGUCCAACAAGAAAAUGAACUCGAUUUGCCCUGUGCCAGAUCGUCCCACAGUGCAGUGGCAAUUGGUUCAAGACUCUACAUUUGGUCUGGUCGAGAUGGAACUGUAGAGGGUGAAAUUCAGGCACUCUGCAAAGAUUUAUGGUACUUAGAUGUCGAUAGACCUCCUUCUCCUGGUCUUGUAGAAUUGCUUAAAGCAGAAAUGCAUAGCAUUAAAGUUAAAUGGAGAGGAGCAUUACCUGCAGAUACAUACCUCUUACAGGUACGAAAAUGUAAAUAUGUCGCUACAACCGAAACAAACACUUCAGCAACUAGACCUGUGUUGGUUCCAACGACGAAGACAAAUAUUUUAGUUGGAACUAACAUUAAUACGAAAGACCAACCAUCAAAAAAACCAGUUAUAAUUCGUAUUAAUCAGUUAGGAGCUACUACUCUUUCAAAAGCAGCCGUACAAACAUUUAAAUAUCCCCCUGCUACUGAAACAAAAACUUUAGCAACUAGACCAGUCCUAGUUCCUUCAUCAAAGAUAAAUGUGGAAACAAGCAUUAAUACAAAAGAUAUACCUGUUAAGAAAGGUUCAGCAAUUCCUAUUCGUCGUGUAGGAACUACUAAUGUGUUGAGCACUAAAGUACAAAAAUUGCCCACUACUAGUACAAUAACUUCAGCGUCUAGAGCAGCCUGGGCUCCAUCGCCUAAAAUAAAUAUCGCAGUGCGACCAAAUAUUAAUACAGAAGAUAAACCUGUAAGAAAGACGGUUACAAUCUCACGUGUAGGAACUACUAAUGUUUCGGAUAGUAGAGUACAAAAAUUGCCCACUACUAGUACAAUAACUUCAGCGUCUAGAGCAGCCUGGGCUCCAUCGCCUAAAACAAAUAUCCCAGUGCGACCUACUAUUAAUACAGAAGAUAAACCUGUAAGAAAGACGGUUACAAUCUCCCGUGUAGGAACUACUAAUGUUUCGGAUAGUACAGAAAACGUUAAUAUCGAUCAAAGUGAACUUAACUUUGUACCAAUUUAUCUGGGCCGGAAUAAUCACUGUAUUGUAACUAACUCAAUUUUGACUGCCGCCUACGUAGACAAGACGCAAGGGAUUUAUUUCCGUAUUGCUGCAAAAAAUAAGAAAGGUUACGGACCCGCUACCCAGCUUAAGUACGAAAAAGGUGGAUUGUUGUACAAGCCAAGGAGUGCUCAUAGAAGUACCUAAAUUUCAUAUAAACUAGUAUUAAGUAAAAUUAGUUUUUGCUGUUCAGUAUUAAAUAAGACUUCCGAUAUAUCUCUAUUAAAUGUAUGUUUUGUUUGUGAUAUUUUAGCUUAGUUUAUAAAGAAGUUUAAGUAAAUAUUUUAGUACAAAUAAUUUAAAAGAUAUAUAGUUCACACAGUAAUAUAAAAGUUCCUAUGUUUCUAUUAAAUAUGUGGUUUGUUAUAUUUUUGAUAUUUAAUAUGAAAAUAUAUUUUCUUUUGAAAGUGGAGACUUUGAGGAGUCUUCAACAAUACUAAAGUUAUAAAAAUAAAGCUGCCUUAAAUAAUAUGCACUUUGAUCAGGAACUUUGAGGAGGACCAAAUUUUUUUGGCAGUGACUAGGUCUUCCCAUUUUCCUGAAGAAAUUGGAAAAAUGCUUUCGCUCGAAGCUUUUCGAGCUCGAAUGCUUUUCUUGUAUUUACUGCUUUCACUUAACUCUAAAUUUUAUGUUUGUAAAACUAUUUUUGUACUAUAAAUUAAAAAAAUUGUGUUUU
Diabrotica balteata is the source of this 2720-nucleotide messenger RNA. The record is from the annotation of a GenBank genome assembly. NCBI's taxonomy places the organism in Eukaryota, Metazoa, Arthropoda, Insecta, Coleoptera, Chrysomelidae.